CCGUGGCCAUCUCCUGCUUGCAUCCUCAGUGCUAAGACAUAUCGUAAGGGGGAUUAGCGGAGAUUUACUUGUUAAUCCUUCCAACUCUUGAAUAACUUCACGAAAAGAAGUUCUUCAAAGUAUGCGAUCAGUAUCCGCCGAUAAACAACUUCUUCGAGGUGAUUGGUUCAAAUAUUUUACAUAGUGAUAUCAAUUUCACCGUACUUGAAAUACUGUGAGUUAUCCUUGAAGAGGAUUGCUGAGUUACUGCAACGGAGAUUAAAGUAUCAAGGAUAAGAUUUUUUGGUGAUUGGCGAUGUAUCACUCUAGUGCUCCUUACUUUAACAGCAGAGCUGCUGGCUACACAGCAGGUUCAGGCCGAUUAAAUGAAUAUUCCGCAAAACCAGCUUCCUCGACGUCUUCGGUGUAUUCCUAUAAACCGAGUUCUGCCUCAACUCAACCCGGCAGCUCCACUAUUGAAAGUUCGACCGGCUCAAGAUCACCGUCAGUGAGCUACAUUACAACAGGGGCCAGCCGAUUGAGUGGGGAACUUUCUUCAGUUCAUCGGGAUGCAGAACCCUCUAGAGGGUAUACCGGAUCAGAAAGGAGUUAUGACAAUAUCAGAGCAGCAGACGUCUCAGGAAAGCCAGUUGUUUUUUGUUGAGUAACACUUCUCAACCGAAUACAGCCACUUACACUGGGAGUUCUACUCGCCCAGUCGCAAGUACUGUCAGAGCUGCUGCAUCGUAUGGAUCAGGGAGAGCAUCUGAUUUCGGCCAGCCCACUGGAUCAUUUUCAAGACUGACAACUCGGCCCUCAUAUACCCUUAGUUAUCCUCUCAAACCGCACCCAUUCACGGUCAAUUCUACAGGUUCAACAGGCGGUUCAGCGCAUUUCAGCACUGCUAGUUCUGGCGUUGGGUCAACUAGUGUCCGCGAUACUCUUUCUACUCACGGAACUCCGAAAUUUACUGCAGGUUAUGGACCAGAGAGGGUGUCUGAUGCUAACCAGCCCACAGGAGCACCAAGGACAUCGUCUUAUACCGUGCCAGCACGAACAUAUGGUAAUACAAGGCCAACAGAAAGCAGAUCUGCCAGAUAUCAUUCCUCCUAUCCGACAAGUUCAAGCCGACUAAUUACGAGUUCUAGCCGACCAAUCACUUGUUAUGACCGACCAGUCAUGAGUUCUAGCCGACCAGAAACGAGUACAAGCCGACCAAUCACUAGCUAUACCCGACCAGUCACCAGUUCAAGCCGACAAAUCACGAGGUCCAGCCAACCAGUCACGAGUUCAACCCGAGCAGUCAGCUCUACAAAUUCAACUGGCGCUCGUACUGUAUCAUCAGCUGAUGGAAAUGCGAGGGAUGAGGCCGAACGUGUAAGGUGUGGCAGGCUAGGUGACGGAGUCAGUGGUCGCGCAAUAGUGAUCUCUGAUAGAGAGUUCCGAAACAAUAGCAAGGCUCUGGCGAUAUCCAAUCACCAACAACAUGGUACCGCUGAGCAACUGACAACAAAGGAUAUAGACCUGCACAAGGACGAGAAUCGAAGUAACCACCACACUGACAAAUACGAACACUCAAACUUGAUUGCGAGGAGAGGGCAGGAUUUUGACGUCACAGUGAUAUUCAACAGGCCUUAUGAUGCCUCUAAAGAUACAGUAACCUUGCAAUUUGCGGUCGGAUACCGACCGCAAGAAAGUAAAGGAACCAUUAUCAGGGUGCCAGUGAGUCUGACCAGAGAAUUUGUGCACGGGGCAUGGUCAGCAAAGAUCGCACAGACCAAUCAAGAAAGGGUGCGCCUUCAAAUAACCUCGCCACCUGACGCUGUCGUGGGUAGAUACCACCUUUAUGUAGAAACCAAGACCAGUGUGCCGGGUGUAGAAAAAGAAACAGAUUUUCGUUAUCAGCAUCCGGAGGAAAUCAUUAUGUUGUUUAACCCAUGGUGUAAAGAUGACACUGUGUGUCUGGACCAAGAAACCUCGCGCGAGGAAUACGUGCUUAAUGACAGUGGGCUCAUAUGGGUGGGAACCGCCAAGAAGAACUGUGGGAUGCCAUGGAACUUUGGCCAGUUUGAGGAUGUGUCACUGAACACGUGUUUGUGGCUUCUGGAAAGAGGACAGCUCGGAACAGCUGCGCGUGCAAAUCCUGUCAGAGUCACGCGCUGCAUCUCUGCCAUGGCAAACUUUAAUGAUAAAGACGGUGGUGUUCUUUAUGGCCGCUGGGAUAACGACUAUCCCAAAGACACGACUGCUCCGACAGCAUGGUCCGGCAGUGUCGCCAUCCUAGAAAAGUUCUGGCAGAAGAAGAAUGUUGUCAAGUUUGCUCAGUGUUGGGUCUUUUCAGGACUCGUUACAACAUUGUUGCGGGCAAUAGGCAUACCGACGCGAUCAGUAACAAACUUCGCCUCAGCGCAUGACUCAGACGCCAGCAUGACUGUUGACUUCCAUUUUGACCAAGACGGCAAGCCACUAAAGGAAAUGGACGAUUCUGUUUGGAAUUUCCAUGUGUGGAACGAGUCAUGGUUCAAGCGUCCUGAUUUACCAGAUGGACAUGAUGGAUGGCAGGCGCAUGAUGCCACACCCCAAGAGACAAGCUUUGGAGUGUUUCGCUGUGGUCCUGCCUCAGUGAAGGCUAUCAAACAAGGUGAAGUGUAUUUACCAUUCGACACGUCCUUUGUGUUCGCUGAGGUAAAUGGCGACCGCGUGUUUUGGGAAGUUGCAGAGAGAGGAUCCAUGAAGGUAAUAAGAGUGGACAAGAAGUGCAUUGGAAAGAUGAUAAGCACCAAAGCUGAGGGCAGCGAUGAUAGGGAUGAUAUCACUCACCAAUAUAAACAUCCUGAAGGCUCUGUCCAGGAACGCCGAGCUGUGGAGAUGGCCUACAAGUACAGCAGCCGCAAGGAUCAAGCCAUUUAUGGACUCCCGACAGAGGACGUGAAGUUCUCAUUCGAAUUGCCGGAUGAUGUACCCAUAGGAAAGGACGUAAGUGUGUCACUGAAGAUGAAAAACACCAAUUACAAAAGUCGGGCAGUCAGGGGAAAGAUCACUGCAAUGAUUGGAUUCUACACAGGAAUUCCUUCCAAGGAUUUGAAAGAGGAAGACUUUGAGAUCACUUUAGACCCGUGGGAAGAGAGGAGCUUUGUCUUGGAUAUUCCUGCGGCUCUGUAUCUUGACAAAUGUAAAGCCGAUGGAGGUCUGAAGAUCUAUGUCAAAGCAACAGUGAAAGAGAGUGAGCAGAGGUUUGCUUCGUAUGACACAAUUGAUUUUCAGAAGCCCCGCAUAAACAUGGAGAUCACUCGUGGCGAGGCCUUAGUAGGCCAAGACUUUGAGGUCAAAGUGUCUUUUGUAAAUCCUUUGCCUGUCAGAGUCAGUGGAGGACAGUGGUACAUCGAGACAUCGGGUGCCAACCCAAAAUCAAAAACAAUUCCUAAUUCUGCAAUUGUGCCAGAAGGAAAGGAAGUUGUAACAAAUUUCAAACUGACGCCUUACCGCGUGGGAGUGUGCCGAGUAUCUGUUACCUUUAGGGCUGACAUGCUCAGUGGAGUCUAUGGGAUGAGUGGUGUACGCGUUAGACAAUAAGCAAACCAAUAACGUAACACAUAGGUGCAAAAUGUUGUGAACUUAGCUUCAACAACAUGGAGAUGUGACUCAUUAAAAAAACCUGCCGCACAAGCCAGUUAGAUGUCAAGAAUGAAGAGCUAUUUAACCUUUCGGCGACUUAAAGGGAUCUAAGACUAGCUAAGUUUUUUUUCUAAAACGAUGCAAUGCCAAAAUUUUGAGAAGGCAAAUUUCCUAUUAGUUAUAGAAGAGGCAAGAGGAAGAUUAGACAUACAGAUCAAACUUUAAAUCGAGUGAGUUGAGGGAAUCAACAUGAGUCCAACAUUUAUGGUUAAUAAAAGCUAGAAAUGUUUUUGGAUUUAAAUCAGAAGUUAAAGUAAACAGUUUAUGGUUUUUGCACGCUAUUCGAAGCUAAGUGUAUCCGAACGGAAGUCAGAUAUUUCUGCAUUAGUGUAAAUAAAUGAAAUAAAGGGAAAAUAAAUAGGUUAUUUGGGAACGAA
Stylophora pistillata is the source of this 4031-nucleotide messenger RNA. Its product is annotated as coagulation factor XIII A chain. The record is from RefSeq and is a predicted model, not a curated record. Lineage: Eukaryota; Metazoa; Cnidaria; Anthozoa; Scleractinia; Pocilloporidae. Gene Ontology annotation, biological process: peptide cross-linking. Gene Ontology annotation, molecular function: protein-glutamine gamma-glutamyltransferase activity.